Molecule: messenger RNA, 1612 nt
Organism: Amaranthus tricolor (Joseph's coat)
Lineage: Eukaryota; Viridiplantae; Streptophyta; Magnoliopsida; Caryophyllales; Amaranthaceae
Product: NAC domain-containing protein 96-like
Exons: 4
Coding region: 120-1184 (354 amino acids)
Biological process (GO): regulation of DNA-templated transcription
Molecular function (GO): DNA binding
Source: RefSeq, a predicted model, not a curated record
UUCUUCCUUUCCUUUCCUUAAAAGAAAAAAAAAAUUCUCAAUAAUAACUUCUUCAUCACAAACUUUUUGCAUCAAAAAUAAACCAUAAAAUUAUUUUGAUUGAAAUCUAGCUAAUUGAAAUGGCACCAGUGAGUCUACCACCAGGAUUUAGGUUUCAUCCUACAGAUGAAGAACUGGUUGCUUACUAUCUUGAUAGGAAGAUCACUGGCCGUAAAAUCGAGCUCGAAAUCAUUCCUGAAAUUGAUCUUUACAAGUGUGAACCUUGGGAUUUACCAGAUAAAUCGUUCUUGCCGGGGAAGGAUUUAGAGUGGUAUUUCUUCAGCCCAAGAGACAGGAAGUAUCCAAAUGGAUCGAGGACAAACCGGGCGACGAGAGCUGGUUACUGGAAGGCAACUGGGAAGGAUAGACCGGUGCAGUCGCAAAAGACGGCGGUAGGGAUGAAAAAGACAUUGGUGUAUUACAAAGGAAGAGCUCCUCAUGGGAUUAGGACUAACUGGGUUAUGCAUGAGUAUCGUCUCCUUCAAUCUCUUUCUGGUUCUACUCCCUCCCUUAAGGAUUCCUAUGCAUUAUGCCGUGUAUUCAAGAAGACAAUACAAAAUAAUCCAAGGACUAAAGAAGAAAUGGAAGACAUUAUGAUACCAGAUAAUGAAUCUAUAGACGAAGAUCUACAAGUAGAUUAUGAUGGGAAUCAAAAUAAUAAUAAUAAUAAUGAUAAUAAUAAAAAUAAUAAUAGCUUAUUAUUAAGACAUGAUAAUGAAAGAAUUAAUCGUAAGUUUCCUUCAGAAGCUUCCUCAGAACUGACAAAUCAAGAAGUAACACCAACAGGAAGUGCAUUAAGUACUGAUCAAGAUUUACAAGCCCCAUUAUUUGCCGCAGAUGAAGCUAAUAGCUCUGCACAUUUCUACCCUUUUGCCUUUGAUUACUCGUCAAAUCUAAUCCAGGAUAUGCAAAUGAGCAGUAAUUGCUUUAAUUAUUUGCCACCAUUGGCAAUGGAUGACUAUUUUCCACAAAUGAAUUUAUCAGAGACAACAACAACGUCAAAAUCUAUUAUAGAUCAUCAUCAAGAGGGCAUGUUAGGGUGUGACAAAUUCAAGGAUUAUAUGAAAGGAGCAGUAAUGUUUGAAGACAUAUUUGAUCUUUGCUCUACCCAAGGGACUUCUAUAAAUCUGCCUCUAGAAGAUUGAUCAUCAUACUAUAAUGAAGCUUCACACUUGCUACAAAUUACACUACUAACAUAAAAUUUAUUUUAUUGAUUAUAAAAAUGACCCAAAAAAAAGAAAAAGGUGGAUUAUUUUUUUUAUCCACACAGGUUGGUGGGGUUCAAUAUACUUGAUGCCCAUAAAAAAAGGGGGCAUUUUUUUUUUUAUUUUUUAUUUUAUGCAUAAGAAAGCUCUUUGGCAAUGCUCCCAUAGAGCCCAUAAGACCAAGAGUUAUAAAUCACUUAAUUAGAAAAAGGGGAAGGUAGCUUAAUUAGGGCAACCCAUACUCAAUACUGCAUUUGGUAACUUUCUUUUUUUUACAUGAUUAAUUAAACAGUUGUAUUAUUAUAUUACUUGAAUUUUAUUUCAAUUUACUUUGUGAACCUUCAAUUCUUUUUGUUUUUCUUCCUCUG